UCUCAACCGCUAGUGCUAUUAGCUUGCUGGAAAUCUGCCUGUCUUGGCAUUAUAGGAUCUUGUUCUAUUUUGUCAGGCAACCCUGUCUUCAUAAACGUCUUCAUAAAAGGGGUUGAUUGAGGUGCAGGAUGUACAGCUUUAUGGGUGGAGGGCUGUUUUGUGCAGGCGUGGGGAACAUCCUCCUGAUUGUUUCCACAGCAACCGAUUACUGGAUGCAGUAUCGGCAGUCCAACAACUACAUGCACCAGGGCCUGUGGCGCUACUGCAUGCCGGGGAGGUGCUUCACACACAAUGACAGCUUUGCCCACUUAGACGCCACCCGUGCCUUCAUGAUCCUCUCCCUUCUGGCCUGUUUCAUUGGCAUCAUCAUCGGCAUCAUGGCCUUCAUCCAUUAUUCCUCCUUCGACAGGUUUGACAAAACCUUUGCUGCAGGCAUAUUGUUUUUCAUCUCAUGCUUUUUAGUAUUUCUAGCAAUGGCUGUGUACACCGGUGUGACAAUUAACUACUAUGGCAAACGCUUUGGAAACUGGAGAUUCUCCUGGUCAUAUAUCAUCGGCUGGGUGUCGGUGGUGCUCACUUUCUUUUCAGGUAUAUUCUAUAUGUGUGCCUAUCGGAUGCAUGAAUGCCCCAGGAGCUCUAACCCUCAUUAG
Messenger RNA from Myripristis murdjan (pinecone soldierfish), 650 nucleotides. RefSeq names its product lens intrinsic membrane protein 2.1 (gene lim2.1). Gene Ontology annotation, molecular function: structural constituent of eye lens. NCBI's taxonomy places the organism in Eukaryota, Metazoa, Chordata, Actinopteri, Holocentriformes, Holocentridae. The coding region runs from base 129 to 650 and encodes 173 amino acids. The transcript has 5 exons. The record is from RefSeq and is a predicted model, not a curated record. Gene Ontology annotation, cellular component: plasma membrane.